Messenger RNA from Drosophila nasuta, 1447 nucleotides. It is a transcript of the gene Syx7, whose product is annotated as syntaxin 7. Gene Ontology annotation, biological process: vesicle fusion; intracellular protein transport; vesicle-mediated transport. Lineage: Eukaryota; Metazoa; Arthropoda; Insecta; Diptera; Drosophilidae. The record is from RefSeq and is a predicted model, not a curated record. Gene Ontology annotation, cellular component: SNARE complex; endomembrane system; synaptic vesicle. Gene Ontology annotation, molecular function: SNARE binding; SNAP receptor activity.
AAGAUACGGGCACGCUUUGUUUUUCGCCUAUUAAAAAAAGUUGUUUUGUGUGCAAAAAUUUUUGUGUUUAAUUGAUAUACGCUAGACAAAUAUUGUUAUUGUAACAUAGUUCGCUUAUUGGAAUCAACGGGCAAAUAAGCAAGGCAAACAACAAAGACUUGAUUCUGCAAAUAAGAAAAUAUCGCCAUCAAAGUGUCUGCAUACGAAAGCAUGGAUUUGCAGCAUAUGGAGAAUGGCCUCGGUGGGGGAGGCGGUGGAGUUGGUGGUGGGGGAGGUGGUUUAAACGAGAUUGACUUUCAACGACUGGCACAAAUAAUCGCGACCAGCAUUGAAAAAGUACAACAAAAUGUGUCCACUAUGCAGCGUAUGGUUAAUCAGCUGAAUACGCCACAGGAUUCGCCUGAAUUGAAAAAACAAAGUCAUCAGUUAAUGACCUACACCAAGCAGCUGGUGACGGAUACCAACAAUCAGUUGAAGGAGGUGGACAAAUGCAAGGAGCGACAUUUGAAGAUGCAACGUGAUCGCCUUGUUGAUGAUUUCACAGCGGCAUUGACCGCCUUUCAGGCCGUGCAACGCAAGACAGCAGACAUUGAGAGAAGUGCGUUGCACCAGGCGCGUGCACAGAACUACAGCAUCGCCCAUCCGCCAGGCUCAACGCGCUCGAGCAGCGCCAAUGGCAGCGCGAACAAUGACAAUGGUUCGUUCUUCGAGGACAACUUUUUCAAUCGCAAAUCAAAUCAGCAACAGCAACAGCAGCAAAUCCAAACGCAAAUGCAGGAGGACGCCGAUCUGCAGGCACUGGAGGAACAGGAGCGUGCCAUACGCGAGCUAGAGAACAAUAUUGUGGGUGUGAAUGAGAUCUACAAGAAUCUGGGUGCUAUGGUCUAUGAGCAGGGCGUUACUGUGGAUUCAAUUGAGUCGCAAGUAGAGCAAACAAGCAUUUUCGUUUCACAAGGCACAGAAAAUUUGCGCAAGGCUAGCUCAUAUAGGAACAAAGUGCGAAAGAAGAAGCUGAUUCUGGCUGCCAUCCUAUUCGCUGUACUAUUGGCCAUCAUUUUGAUACUAGUGUUUCAAUUCAAAAACUAAGCAUUGGAACACCGAGCCAACUAUAUAGAAAAGCAUCUACAAAUUUAUUGAAAUCUAGGAAAUUGUUGCGAAAAAGACAAGUGUUGCCGCACGCAGGCCUCCUUUCCGUAAUUUAGACGCAUUUGUGGCUUUAAAAACUAAAAGAAAAAAAAAGAAGAAAAAUACCUUCCAAAUAUGGGAUAGCACCGGAAAGAAUUGCUAACACUCAGUUGCAUGUAUCGAAAAGUAUUCACUCCCGUGUUAGUUAAAAUGCGAUUACACACACAUACACACACGCAAUAAUAUGUUACUAAUAAUUAUUAUUCCCCCCUAACGAGUUAUAUAUUAUAUUUUAUACUUAUGUGUAUAAUUGAUGCAAUAA